AUGAUGAUGAUGAAACCAACGACGACGACGUGUUCUUCCUCCUCCUCUGUUUCCUCCUCGUCGUCGUCCUUGUCGUCGUCCUCUCUGUUGCGUUCUUCUAAAUCGUUUUUUGGUAAGACUUCUUCUUCGACGCAAAAGUCGUUUUCCAAGAGCGCUUCUUUCAAAUCAUUUUCAUCGUCAUCAUCAUCUUCGGGAAGAAGAAGAAGAAGAAGACAAAGAAGCUCUCGAGGAGGAGAAGGACAAGAUGUGGUUGUUCGCGCUGCUCAGUCGUCGAAAGAUAACGAAGAUGAAGAUGAUGACUACGAAACAGAAGAAGAAGAACAGUACGAGUGGGAAGUGGGAGGACCGAACGAUGUUCCAAUCCCUCACCUGAUGAACAUAUACAAAGGCGAGAAACCUUUGAAACCGUUGCAAACUUCCUUCUGCGCGCCACAUUCGAAGACGUGUUUGCCGAGGCACAAUAAAACGACGACGAGAAGGUAUUUUCGCAGCGAUAAGAAAUCGAACGUGAAAUUCUUCGUUGACCCGGGAGAUCGGGUGGUUUUACACUCGUUGGCGUUCGCGACGUCGUUGUCGCCGGAUUCCACGUGCGAAUUGCCGACGGAAGCGGACGAAGGAAUGUCUUCUUCUUCGUCUUCGUACGAGAACACGUCGAGUUGUACGUUUACGCCGCAGUGGGUGGUUCGGGCCGGGCCGAGAGAGAAGGUGUAUUUUGCCCCGGAGGAAGUGCACGCGGCGAUUGUCACGUGCGGUGGGUUGUGUCCGGGGAUUAACGACGUCAUUCGAUCCAUCGUCGGGACUUUAGAGGAAGGCUACGGGGUGUCAAAGAUUUCAGGCAUUCGAUAUGGGUUCAGCGGGUUUUGGGAGGAAGGUUUUGAGAACAUAGAAUUAUCGAAGAAAGCGGUGAGGAAAGCGCACAAGCAAGGCGGGAGUAUCUUAGGAUCAGCUCGAGGCGGUGGUGACGUCGAUAAGAUUGUCGACAGCAUUUUAAGACAAGGGAUCAACAUGCUGUUUGUUAUCGGCGGAAACGGGUCCCACGCCGGCGCGAAUGCCAUCUCCGCCGAAUGCGCGAGAAGAGGAAGUUUAGUCUCCGUCGUUGGCGUCCCGAAAACGAUCGAUAAUGAUAUUUUACUUUUGGAUAAAACCUUCGGUUUCGAUACCGCGGUUGAAGAGGCGCAAAAAGCUAUUCAAGCGGCUACGAUUGAAGCGCAAUCUGCGCUGAGAGGGGUUGGCGUCGUGAAACUCAUGGGCAGACAAUCUGGAUUUAUUUCCAUGUACGCCACUUUAGCCUCCGGUGAUGUAGAUAUUUGUUUGAUUCCAGAGGUGGACUUUGACGUCCACGGAGAAAACGGCGUCAUCGAGCACGUGAAGGAUCUUUUAGACGAGCAAGGCCACUGCGUCCUCGUCAUCGCGGAAGGCGCCGGGCAAGAGUUCGUAAAAGUCUCGGGCACGGACGCAGGCGGAAACCCUCUCCUUGGUGAUAUUGGACCGUGGUUGUGCAAAGAAAUCAAAAAAGAAACGAAAUGCGACGUAAAAUAUAUCGAUCCAACGUACAUGGUUCGCGGUUGCGUCGCCAACGCGCACGAUGCGAUCAUGUGUAACGUCUUGGGUCAAAACGCAGUCCACGGCGCGUUUGCCGGCUUUACCGGAAUCACCAUCGGUUACGUAAACACGCACUGCGUAUACCUUCCCAUCCCGAUGAUUAUCGAGAAAGAGCGAUUGGUCGACCCGAAAGGAAGGAUGUGGCACAGAAUGUUGACGAGUACUGGGCAACCCGAUUUCAAAGAAUACGAAGACGACGAAGACGAAGACGCGUCCAAGGAGAACAACAUCCCGGACAAGGAGAUCUUCGAACCCGUGCGUUGA
Bathycoccus prasinos is the source of this 1866-nucleotide messenger RNA. RefSeq lists its product with no specific name. Gene Ontology annotation, molecular function: 6-phosphofructokinase activity. The transcript has a single exon. Lineage: Eukaryota; Viridiplantae; Chlorophyta; Mamiellophyceae; Mamiellales; Bathycoccaceae. Gene Ontology annotation, cellular component: cytoplasm. The record is from RefSeq and is a predicted model, not a curated record. Gene Ontology annotation, biological process: glycolytic process; fructose 6-phosphate metabolic process. The coding region runs from base 1 to 1866 and encodes 621 amino acids.